Molecule: messenger RNA, 2903 nt
Organism: Lytechinus variegatus (green sea urchin)
Lineage: Eukaryota; Metazoa; Echinodermata; Echinoidea; Temnopleuroida; Toxopneustidae
Product: WD repeat-containing protein 89-like
Exons: 15
Coding region: 498-1715 (405 amino acids)
Molecular function (GO): protein binding
Source: RefSeq, a predicted model, not a curated record
CACCUCUCUCUCCCAUCCCAGGCGCCCAAGCUCCCACUCUCCGAUCCUCCUCUCUCAAUACAGUGUCAGGGCUAAUAGUGGCAAAACAGUCGUGCUUCGUCGACUACCAUCAUCAAUUAUAAUAUUCGGGAUGAGUAACGUACUAUCAUUCUUCAGCUUUCUGUGCAAUGAUCUGAAAGUGAUGAAUUAAAAUACUGAAAAGGACGAUAACAUUCAUCGUGUGUUGUUUGUUAGUCUUCUCAAAAAGCCGUGCUCACUGAGGACAAGGUACGGGAGUGAUGGUUCGCUAACCCGGUAGAAUCGGGUAAGGUGUUCAUUGGUUCUCGCUGAAUUCACCCAUGUUGCACCACCGCAUCUCCUAGAUCUUCACUUAGGAAAAAAAGACCGUCUUUGUAACAAUCGUUGUGGGCUUUAAGGGAAAUUCAACCAGAUUCGUUGCCUGAAGAUGCACAUGUGAACAAUUGGGAAUUUGGUCUUUCCGUUGUCGGCAAUCUAAGAUGUCUCUUUUCAAACCUAUCACCAAUCUAAACCUCAGUGGGUCGACCACCAUCGCUCCUGACAACCAAUCCGUAUACAUCACAGAGAUUGAUGCUCAGAAAAGGUUUGCACGAUGUGGGGAGCCGUUGAUAGCCACGGUGUGUUCAGAUCAUACCAUCAAACUGGUCGGUAAAGAUUCCAUGUCAUCUCGAGGCCAACUCACAGGUCACAGUGGACCUGUUUCAGGUGUAAGCUUUGCACAUAGAAACCCAUUCACAGUAUUCUCAUCAUCAAGAGAUGGUACCGUCAGAUGUUGGGACACGCGGAUGAAAAGAAACAAAGCUCCCCAAGUCUUCACAGGUUACGAGGGAAAUUCUUUCACAAGCUUUGACAUCAACUCCACCGAUGACAUUUUAAGUGCUGGUACGGAAGCAGUAGAUAAUGAUGCAUACCUCAUGUUUUGGGAUAGGAGAAGUACAAAUCUCCUUGGUACAUACAAGGAAUCACAUUCAGAUGAUAUUACACAGAACAAUCCUUUUGUCAUAAAACAGGUCAAAUUUCACCCCACCAAAUCAUCAAGUUUAGCAACAGGAUCGACCGAUGGGCUUGUCUGUGUGUUCGAUACGAGUCAAACGAAUGAAGAAGAUGCCCUUGUGACGACGCUCAAUGCUGAAUCAUCAGUGAGCCAUAUUGAUUGGUGUGGAACAAAUAGUGAAUAUCUCUACUGCUUAACUCAUACGGAAACCAUCAGAAUAUUUGAUGCUGUUGAGUCAUCAGAAAUUACCAAAUUUGACUCAGUAAGGGAAUCAUUAAUGGAGGAUCUAUGUAAGGUGGACUAUCUGGUUGAUUGUUUCUAUCAUUCUGGUCUAAAGUCGUUAGUAGUUCUAGGAGGAACAGUAAGCGGUGACUUGCAUCUUCUAACUGUUGGGAGAGACAGACUUCAUUUUGUACAUUCAUUGAAAGGAACUCAUAAAGGAGUAGUAAGGUGUCUUCACUGGGAUGAUCAGACGCAGACAUUGAUCACAGGGGGAGAAGAUUCUGUGGUAUCGUCAUGGCAACCUGAUAGGACUGCCAAUCAGUCAUCAACAAAGAAGAGCACACCAGCACCGACGAGUAGGAUUCGGCAAGGAAGGAGAGCAGAGAAGAGAGGCUCACCGGUCAAGAGCCAACCUGAGAAAAUUGCCAAAAGACUGCAGAGGAUGAAAAUACAGCAUGGAUCAAAACCAUAUUCACCCUAAACCUGAAAUCAAAACACACUAGUUAUCGCUCAUGUCUCAAUGUUUCAAUGUUUGGUUCUGUCAUUUUUUGGCUGCUCUGUAAAUGCGUCUUACAUGUAUUGUAAAUGUUUAUUUUUAAAGGAAUGUGCAAUAUGAAAUGACCUUUUUUUUCAGUUUCAUUGUCAAUUGCUUUUCUGAUAUUGAAUGAAAUGUUACUGCACUAUCACAAUCAGAAUCUCUUCAAAUUCUUGAUUUUAAACAGUACCUAUGAAAAUGAAAUAUCACUUUGUAGAAUCUGAAAGGUUGCUUGAGUUUGCCAGAUAUAACGACUGGCAAUGCAUGCAGACUGCUAAGUAGUUAAAAUACUUAUAUCAUCCAUGAACUUGAGAAUGCUAGUGAAAAGGUCCAUUCUUUUCAGAUCUCACCCCAAAAGGGGAUAUUUUGUAAAUGAUGUUAGAUUUCAGUGUAAAUGUUGGUCAUAUAUGUGGUUUUGUAUGAAGUGUUAUACAAAUGUUUGUACAGUCAUACCUUUUAGAGUGUCUACAUAGAUGUACAUUGUAUAUGUAUACUUGUAUUGUAUGGAUCUGAUGUGAGCUGUUUAUCCUAAGAUUCUAAGUAAUCUUGAUCAAAUAUGAUUAUAUAGGCUUAGUGUUGAUGAAUAUUAAUGGUUGUAAUGGAUUUAUAAUCCUUUUCUUUCAGUCUGGCAUCAUAAGUGUUUCUCAACACUGUUAUUCCCAAUUUAGACAAAUUUAAUUGCAAUAGGGGUCUUUUACUAUUGUAUUUUGAAUUUCUUUUGCAUUAAGGAAUUCUGGCAGAUAUUUUUGUGAUUUUAUUGCACUUGAGUAUUUUCUUUGAAUUGUUUGGCGUAACACAUUUGGAUAUGUUCACGCCUACUAUUAACUCACAUAACACUAUCACUGUGUAUCCAUAUUUUGUUUAGACUAUACUGACCAGUAAAUGAUCAAAACUGUUUUAUUUUCAAUUUUUUUAUUCCAUUUAUCACUAGCAUUUUAUAUUAUUGGGGGACAAGAAUUUAUGGGCAACCCUUUAUACCUCUUAUUCAGUCAAGUGAUACAGAAAGAUUGAUUAUUUUUAUUUGUCAACAAUACAUACAGGGCUGGUCACAAUGUUGCUGGAGUUGUUUUCAGUUCUUCUUAAGUCCUGGACCUAACAAGCCUAAGCCAAGUGUUGUGAUAACUGGACAGCCUG